Lachancea lanzarotensis is the source of this 1314-nucleotide messenger RNA. RefSeq names its product LALA0S04e02520g1_1. The record is from RefSeq and is a predicted model, not a curated record. Gene Ontology annotation, molecular function: S-adenosyl-L-methionine:8-amino-7-oxononanoate transaminase activity; pyridoxal phosphate binding. Bases 1 to 1314 code for a protein of 437 amino acids. NCBI's taxonomy places the organism in Eukaryota, Fungi, Ascomycota, Saccharomycetes, Saccharomycetales, Saccharomycetaceae. Gene Ontology annotation, biological process: biotin biosynthetic process. The transcript has a single exon.
AUGAGCAUUGACAUAACACCACAAGAUUUAGACUUUGACCGGAAUCAUAUCUGGCAUCCUUACAGCUCACUUACCAACCCAUUGAAGGUGUACCCAGUCACAAGCGCUGACGGCUCUUGCCUUAAGUUACAAGAUGGCCGUAAAAUAGUCGAUGGCAUGGCCAGCUGGUGGUGCGUGCAACAUGGGUAUAACAACCCGAGGCUCAACGGAGCCGUCACAAAGCAACUCGGAUUGGUAUCCCAUGUCAUGUUUGGCGGCAUUGUUCACAAACCCGCCGUCGAUCUGUGCAAAUCCCUGGUGAACAUGCUCCCUGAUUCGCUGGAAUGUGUUGUCUUGGCCGACUCCGGCUCCAUUGCCAUUGAUGUCGGAAUGAAAAUGGCGCUUCAGUACUACAAUGCUAUGAAAAAACCCUCCAAAAAUAAAUUUCUGACGAUUGAAAAGGGAUUCCAUGGUGACGCAUUUGGUGCACUGUCUAUUUGUGAUCCUAACAACUCAAUGCAUGCCCUAUAUGGUGGAUUUGUACCUCAGAACCUUUUCAGUAAAGCUCCGGAAGUUUACUUCCACAAUCAGGACCCCAACGUCAAGAAACUUGUUGAAGAGCUUGACGUAGCCCCGUUUGCGAAGCUUAUCCAAGAAAACCAUGAGUCUUUAGCAGGAGUUGUGAUGGAAUCAAUGGUCCAGGGUGCGGGCGGAUUACGCAUUUAUCAUCCACACUUUUUGAAGCGUGUCAGAGAACUGUGUGACGAGUACGACGUGCUACUUAUAUUAGACGAAAUCGCUACUGGCUUGGGAAGAACAGGUAAACUGUUUGCUUUUGAACACGCAAAGAUAGUGCCUGAUAUCAUUUGUCUGGGCAAGGCCCUUACUGGCGGUUAUAUGACUCUUUCCGCGACAGUUAGCACCAGGGAAGUGAGCGAAGGAAUAUGUAAAGGUCCCGCUGGAAGACUUAUGCAUGGCCAAACAUUCAUGGGUAAUCCACUAGCUUGUGCAGUGGCAAACGAAAAUUUAGCUAUUUUAGCAGAGGGAAUGUGGAAAGAGCAAGUCAGCAGAAUCGAAAAACAGCUAUUUGAAGAGCUGGCUCCUCUUGCAGAGCAUCGCAAUGUUGCAGAGGUGAGAAUCCUGGGUGCUAUAGGAAUUGUGGAAGUUAAUAAGUACCCCGUCAGAGUCGAAGAGCUUCAAAAACGGUUCAUUGAAGCGGGCGCUUGGAUCAGGCCAUUCAACAAGUGGAUCUAUAUCUACCCCAUUUUCACCACUUCCCCUGAUGAAAUAAGAGUGCUGAUCAACGCGAUCGCGUCAGUCUUGGACGAUCUCUAG